AUGUCCUCUGACUCCAAAACGAUCGGCACAGUGAUCCGCAUCUACGACAACCCCAGCGAAACCCACCCAUAUCCCACCGGUUACAUCCACGACCUCAGCCUCAUAGCCGGCAAAAAACUCCCCACCAUCGCCAGCACAGUGGGCGGCCCCCGCAUAACCGACUGGGCAUCAUACACCGAAGCGCUCAGCGGCGCACCCGUAUUCGCAAUGCGCCUUAGCACCCCUGGCGCAAACGAGAACAUCCUCCAAAACCACCUUAAUCCAGCAGAUCUACAAUGCGAGAACAUGCAAAGGGCAACCGUUGUUGGCACGCAGUAUCUCUGGGACAGGGAGACGCGCUUGCAGAGUGCCGCGUUGUUGCGGAGGACUGAGGAUGAGUCGACUAUGAUUGGAUGGCUGGCGUCUGUGUUGUGUCUUGGGAGACCGGACGAUGAGGUUGCGAAGGCGGUUGUCUUUCAUAAUUAUCGGACGAGGUUUCUUGUUGGUGGGGAUAUAAGGGGAGGUGUGAGCUGUGGGUUAUUGGAUGCUGGGUUUUUGCUUCCAGAAGAGGUAAGGGCUGCUAGGAUUGUUUAG
Molecule: messenger RNA, 573 nt
Organism: Aspergillus chevalieri
Lineage: Eukaryota; Fungi; Ascomycota; Eurotiomycetes; Eurotiales; Aspergillaceae
Exons: 2
Coding region: 1-573 (190 amino acids)
Source: RefSeq, a predicted model, not a curated record